ACUGUUUGGUAAACUCCUGUUUCGUGCUUGUUCUUACUUACGAUGGAGGUUUUAGGAGAAAUUAAUAGCUUUUGUCGCUUUUGCUUGAGCCAGGACUGCGAAUUGCUUAUGCCACUAUCCAGCGCCAUCGAAGACCUUUCCUUCUCCAUCCAAGACAUACAGCAAACGACCGGGAUUCUGAUUCUUGAGAGCGAAGUCGAUUGUCUAACCGUCUGCACCAAAUGUAGUACCAAAAUUGAAUUCACAGUUGAUUUUCGUCGUUCCUGCAUAAAUGGAAACAUUCUGUUUAUGCAGCUCUUUGGUCAUAUCAUCGACAAGCUUCGUUCAGCCGACAUUGAGGAAGAGAAUCAGGAGGACGGAGCAUACGAAAAUAACGACCCGAUGAAAAUCGAAAUUGUUCGGGAAAACCAAUCAAACCAUGCAAACCAUUCGAAAGCACACGAUGAAUCGCUAUUUCCGGUGGACGAGUCGCAAGAGCUGAUCAAUGAGCGAACUUCCAACGGACAUACGGAUUGUGAAGACGAACACAGCAGAUCUGAGGAUCUCCCACCUUUGCCUAUGAACAAGCUAAGAGCUAAAAGAAAAAUCUCAAAUUCCAGUGCGUUUGAGGCCACAUCGAAUCAAAGAAAGGCAAAAUCAAAGGAACGGAUUCCGACUAAUGAAGGAAAUAAUCCGAUAAAACCAAAACCCUCCGGAAAACAUAGAAAACGAUUAUGCGGUAUUUGUGGUGCACUAGUGUACAAUCUAAUCGUACAUACACGAUCGCAUACCAAGGAAAACCUUCUCAAAUGCCCGCACUGUCCCGUACAGAUGGCUCAUGCCACUAACCUGCGAGCUCAUGUGCGUGCGUUUCACGAGAAAGUAGUCAUCAAAUCUUGUGAACCGUGUGGCAAAGGGUUCAUCACAUAUGACUCUUACAAAACACAUAUGCGAACUUACCACAAUAUCGGUGCGCAGUACCAGUGUGAAAUUUGUCUCAAAAUGUUCAAACAUCCUGCCAAUCGCCGAACUCAUAUCAAGCGAAUACAUAUUGUUGAAUGGAAGUAUGAAUGCCAGAUUUGCCAGAAAAAGUUCAAAGACGCGGAUGUUUUGAGAGAACACGGAAGGGUCCACUCUACCAACGCUCCAUACGCUUGUAGCCACUGUCCAAAGCGAUUUAAGUCGCCCUACGCAAAAAAAACGCAUGAAAUAACUCACAGUGGUAUCGACUUCCCAUGUACACUCUGCACUAAGGUGUACCGAUACAAGAGCCAACUCAACAUGCAUUACCGGAAAUGCCAUCCAGAGGAAUGUAAACCCGAACCAGCUUAGCAAAAAGUCCCACAUGGCAUCCAAUAAUCAUGUAAUGACUGAUAUAUUUACCUUGAUCACACAAGGUAUCGAACGCAGUCGCGAUCCGAAAAAUAAACUUGUGGCCACCGAUUCGAUAGUGUGGAACCACAGCUACCAGAGCCCAGAAACUCAAGUUUCACGUUCUACAUCGAAUAAAACCGGAAGUGUAUCAAA
Molecule: messenger RNA, 1506 nt
Organism: Anopheles darlingi
Lineage: Eukaryota; Metazoa; Arthropoda; Insecta; Diptera; Culicidae
Product: zinc finger protein 544-like
Exons: 4
Coding region: 43-1311 (422 amino acids)
Biological process (GO): regulation of transcription by RNA polymerase II
Cellular component (GO): nucleus
Molecular function (GO): zinc ion binding; RNA polymerase II cis-regulatory region sequence-specific DNA binding; DNA-binding transcription factor activity, RNA polymerase II-specific
Source: RefSeq, a predicted model, not a curated record